Messenger RNA from Teleopsis dalmanni, 867 nucleotides. Its product is annotated as ABC transporter F family member 4. The record is from RefSeq and is a predicted model, not a curated record. The coding region runs from base 1 to 867 and encodes 288 amino acids. The transcript has a single exon. Lineage: Eukaryota; Metazoa; Arthropoda; Insecta; Diptera; Diopsidae.
AUGGCAUCCCAACGUGGCUUACAGAAGGCCCUGAUCACUCAAGUGGUGGUAUUGCUCCUGUGCUGUUAUUGCAAAGUUACAGUAGAUGCACAUGCAUUGUCAUUACCAAGUAGUUUCCCAGUUGCUGUGACAGCUCUGACAGCUGUCAAUGGUAAUCGCAAUGAUGAUGCUUACCUCGUGGAUAUGAUUGUAGCUGAAAGUAAAAAGCAUGAGGAGAAAUCAUGGCAUGCUGAGUCCAGCGAAGAAGAGCACAGUGCACAUCACAAAAAAGGUGGUGAAAAAGGCAAGAAAUCUCACAAAUCCGAGGAGCAUUAUGAGAAGGGCGAAAAGGGUCAUCAUGAUAAGGCUGGCAAAGAAGGUGAAGAAGAGGAGGAACAGAAAUACGAAAAGAAGCAUAAACUAGAGGAUAGCCAUCUGAAGAAGCACAAAAAAGGUGAGAAGGGCGAAAAAGGACAUGAAUUUGAAGACCACGGUUCGUAUAAAAAGGGACACUCGAUUAAGGGCAAACAUCACGUGCAUAAGCUAAAUGAGGAUAAAAAGGAAAAAAAAUAUUAUGAUGAGGAUCACGCUGAAGGUAGUGAAGAAAAGUAUGGCGGUUUUGAAGAAGGUAAAAAACAUAAGAAAGGCGGACAUUACAAGAAGGGCGGACAUAAAAAGUCAUCACAUGAAAAUAAACAUGGUAAAAAGGGGCAUAGUAAGAAAGGGCAUAAGAAGGAAGGACAUAAAGGGCACAAGAAGGCGCAGGAUGAGGAAAAGAAAUGGGACAAUGAACAUGAAGGUGAAAAGAAACAUGGUGACAAGCAUGAGAAAAAGUGGCACAAAUCACAUAAGAAGGAAAGUAGUCAUGGUCAUGGCCAUGGACAUUAG